GGUCGUACGCCCUGUCUUAGCUAAGGCUUGGUCGUAAGGCCGUUCUUACGUCAACGUCGCGUUUUAUCAAAAAGAUCGCAGGUACGACGUCGCAAAUAAGAGCCUUAACUUUACGACUGGUCCUGAGUAGUCUCAAGUUGACUGGAAAGUCGUAAAGAUGGCGGCUAUACAUGCAGCUCAACCCUUGCGUCGGCGCCGCGCUGCCCGUGUCUUUCGUGCCAGGGCCAGUUUGGACGAAAUGCGAGAUGUGGACAUUCUGGCAAGGUAUCGGCUUACCAGAGAAGCUAUAGGAUUCCUGGAGGAAAGACUUAGACCAAAUCUAACGCGGGUGACAAGCAGGUCGCAGUCGAUCCCCGUUUUGACUCAGGUAUAUUAAACACCUGCGAAUAAUUAAAUUCUUCGUCAAUCCAUAGAUAUUUGCGUACAUUUUCCCGUACAGUUACAGUAGUAGAUUAGAUUCUAUAUUUAGCAAUUAUCUAUUUAAAGAUUCAAGGGACACUACUAUAAAGUUUCGCUCUGCAGCCUGUCAUGAAAACAGGAAACAGGAAAUAGGAUUAUUAUUUCCUGUUUUCAUGAUACCUUUACAGAUACACAGAUACUUGAUAAUCAGUGAAUAUCAAAAAUAUGAUGCACGCUAGGAAUUCUUUAUAUGCAAGGUACUUAUUGGUUUGAGAUACCUGGCCAAGGGUGAUUUCUUGUCUGAAGUGGCAGAUUUACAUGGAGUUAGUAGGUCCAGUGCAUGCCAUAUCAUUGAUAACUUUGUAGACGCAGUAAAUGAUAGACUUGACAAUAUCAGAUUCCCAGGAGGUAUGGAUUUGGCUGACGUGAAGCAGGCUUUCUUCAGGAAAUGCAAUAUUCCAAAUACAGUUGGAGCUGUAGAUGGAACACUAAUACCGAUCAUAGCUCCGUCACAAAAUGAAGAGGUCUAUGUCUGCAGAAAAAACUACCAUGCAAUUAACGUUCAAGCUGUUGUAGAUCACAGAGCAAGGUUUAUUGACUUGGUAGCUAAAUGGCCAGGGUCGACACAUGAUGCAUCCAUCUUUGACAACUGUGGACUCAAGGACCAUUUGGAAAGACACGAACUGGGUCACCUCCUAGGUGAUUCUGGUUAUCCAUUAAGAAAAUACCUCAUUACGCCAGUAGCAACUCCGACCACUGAGAAGGAAGUUCAGUUCAACCAAGCUCAUUCAAGUGGCCGGAUGGUGGUUGAAAGAGCAUUUGGAAUGUUAAAAUCUAGAUUCAGAUGUUUGCACAGAACUGGAGGAGUUUUAUACAAACGCCCUGGAAAGAGUUGCCAGAUUGUAACGGCUUGUUCAAGACUACAUAACUUCUGUUUAGAAAGAAACAUUCCAUUGCCAGAUAUCAACCAAGUCAUUGUUGACAGACAGGAGGAGGUGCUUGCAAAUACUGCAGAUCUAAAUGCUGUUGCUUAUCGGCAGCACCUCAUUGAGCGUUUUGGCUAGAAGACGGAUAACUGGGCCACUUUCUUAAUCUCAUCUGUACCAUUACAACAAUUAAUUGUAAUUAUUAGUCCCCUACUGGUUGAAAACCAGUUUCGGGGACUAUAGGAGUGCGCUUUUCCGUCAUUCCAUCCGUCCGUCCGCCCGCAAUUUCGUGUCCGGUCCAUAACUCUGUCAUCCAUGAAGGGAUUUUUAGCUCGACUAUACAAAGUAUAAGGAGAGCUAUCCUACUCGCCCUGGCGUCGGCGUCUUUCCGCGUCCCCACCUUAGUUAAAGUUUUGGUGCACUUUCUCUUUUUUCCACUUAUCUCUGUAAUUACUUGAUGGAUUUGAUUCAAGGUCAGAGACCACCAAUUCAAAAAAGUACAGGGAACUUACUGGGAAUGAGGUAAAUGUAUACCUGGGAAUAAGGUAACGUGUGUGUGUUCUGAUUGGUCAGUCAUGUAAACAAACCCAGGAAGUGAUUAUUUUUUCAAAAUUGAUAUUUUUUCACUGCAUUUACAGUAUUUUAUUAUACAUUUUGACAAAAUUUGCUACAUUUUAUGUGUAUUGAAAAAAAGGUGGUCAUCUCAUUCACACGAAAAUUACUUAAAUAAAGUAUCACUAUUCAUAUGUUUUUCGUCCGAUAUUUUGGUAGAACUAGGAUAGUUCUUGAAAAACUUGUAAUUGGAUAUACAUGUUUCGAUGUAUGGAAGGCCGUACACGCCAUAAUGUUACAAUGUAAGUCUAUGGGAAAACAGUUGGUGGUCUCUAACCUCAAACUUGAAAUACUUAUUCCUCAUCAUCAUCCACAUCAUCUGACACAAGGGCCAUAACUCUGGCACCAAUAUUUCAUGAAUUAUCCCCCUCUUCACUUAGAUUUUCAGGUUAAAGUUUUGAUGCACUUUCUCUAUCUCUGUUAUUACUGAAUGGAUUUGAUUCAAACCAACAUCAUCACCCACAUCAUAUGACGCAAGGUGCAUAACUCUGGCUCCGUUUUUUCAUGAUUUAUUCCCCCUUUUUACUUACAAUUUCAGGUUAAAGUUUUGGUGCACUUUCACUCUUACCUCUAUUACUGAUGAUUUGAUGAAAUAAAAUGUAUAGGUCCGUGUUCUUAUUUUUCAGAUAUUUGACCAUGAUUAAAGUAAACCAGACAUUUCACGCUAAUUUUAAGAAAUUAUUUUGAAUUAUUUAACGUGUGAUAUGUUUUAAUAUCAUAUUUCGACUUUAGAAAUAUAGCAACAGAGCCACUAAUAAAGUUACUCACAGGUUGCGAUUAACCCAUAAAAUGAUUUUCAUUUCCGUACACCGAAUCCAGUCUAUAUUCUACGUUUUCCGGAAAAAUGACGUUACGCCAUCACUUCCGGUUUAUCAAACGUGCAGAACUACCUUAAUAAGAUGAUGUGUCAUGCACAACUUUCAGACCCCUUGCUCAAAGGUCAAGGUCACACUUGACAGUCAAAUAUUAACAUGGCAUGAAAAGGGUCUGUUUCGUGUCCAGUCCAUAACUCUGUCAUUUAUGAAGAGAUUUUAAUAUCACUUGGCACAAAUGUUCCCCAUGAUGAGAUGACAUGUCAUACGCAAAAUGUGGACCCCUGCCUCAAAGGUCAAGGUCACAAUUGGGGUCAAGAGGUCAACAGGGCUUUUUCCUGUCCGGUCCAUAACUUUGCCAUCAAUGAAGGGAUUUUAAUGUUACUUGGCACAAAUGUUCCUUAUGAUGAGACGACAUGUCGUGCGCAAUAUCUGGACCCCUAGCUCAAAGGUCAAAGUCACAGUUUGAGAUAAAAAAUCAAUAGGAUUUCUUUCCUGCCCGGUCUAUAACUUUGUCAUGCAAAAUAGGAUUUAAAUAUCAGUUGGGAAAUAUACUUCCCUGGGUGAGACAACAUGUCAUGCGCAAACCCCAGGCCCUAGGUCUUUGGUCAAGGUCACACUUAGAGGUCAAAUGUCAGAAAUAAAAAUUAAUUUGUCUUAAGCAUUUCUUCUUCAUGCAUGGAGGGAUUUUGAUGUAUAUUGGCACAAUUGUACACCAUCAUGAGGCGAAGUGUCAUGCGCAGGUUCCUUCUUUAGAAUUACUUCCUUUGUUGUAACUUUUUUAAAAAUUGACCGUUAGAAAAAACCAAGACCAUUUUUCUGUGGUACAACAUAGAUGUUACUUUCAAAUUUUAGGUUAUUACAGCUGAGACAUUUAUAGUCAUUUUCCAGUAGGGGACUUUGUAUUGCAUGGCAAUACUUCAUUCACUUGUUUUUUACUAGUAAAAUUCUUAGUGCCUACGACAACUGAAAAUAAGUUAAGUUUCUUUAUAAGUAUGUAAGUUGUAAAUGUCAACAAAAUUGAUUGAUAAUUUUGAAAAAUUUUGUAACCAUGUCAUUUUUUGGUUUCAUUGAGAUCCAGCCAACAUCUGAUAAAACUGUAUUUAUAAAUUGUAACUAUUUUUCACUUUCUGAAUUUCAUGGUACAUCUGUUACCAUCUAUUUACAUCUGAAUAUAGUUCUUUUUGUUUGCACACCAAUAUUUCAUAUGUGGUAUUAACUAAACAAUAUUUGAUGCCAAAAUAAACAUAUUGAAUUGUA
Molecule: messenger RNA, 4009 nt
Organism: Mercenaria mercenaria
Lineage: Eukaryota; Metazoa; Mollusca; Bivalvia; Venerida; Veneridae
Product: putative nuclease HARBI1
Exons: 7
Coding region: 810-1463 (217 amino acids)
Source: RefSeq, a predicted model, not a curated record